GAAUGCGCACGUCAGGCCAGCCAACGGCGUGCGCGUCAUUGAAACGGAGCGGGUGCGAGUCUAAAACAAACUUACAGCAGCACAUUUGGAAAGUGGCUUCAGAGCAGACGCGCGGGGCUCUGAGCAGCCAGAACGUCUUGGGGGAGAACGGCAAGAUAGGAAAGUGUUUUUAACAGUCUUUUGAAAAAAAUAAAUAAAUAAAACACCAAAACGUAUAGGUGACAGUUUAUUAUUUUACAUUCACAUGUAUAUUAAAACAUUCGCUGAGUAGUUUACAACUAGACUAAAAUGUCAGUAAACAGCGGGAGCGGAUGAAAUGCGGACAAAAUCAUGGAAUUUCUGGAAGUUAUAUUUUAAAACAAACCAAGACCGGCGCUGGAUAACUCUUCGUUUUGGAUUUGGACAACAAUCCCUGGAUUUAACUCCAGUGACAUUUAGAUCUUAUGAGCUAAUGGAGUAUUUUCCUAAAUCAAUUCAAAUUCGUUUACAGCUCGCUUAACCCCAAAACGGCCAGUUUAUCGGGCGCGCUCUGUUUGAGAGGAACUGGCGAGUUAAAGCGCAUGUUGCCGGUAUGGUGCGCCUGCUCAGUUGCCUAGUCUUGGGGUAUUUGACAUGGAAUCUGGGGAUAUCUGAUGCCCGAGGAGAGUACUGUCACGGCUGGUUAGACAGCAGCGGGAAUUAUCACGAGGGCUUUCAGUGUCCAGAGGACUUUGAUACGGCGGACGCGACGGUGUGCUGCGGGAGCUGCGCGCUGCGCUACUGCUGCGCGGCCUCGGAUGCGCGCCUCGAUCAGGGGACCUGCACGAACGACAGAGAAGUGGAGAACAACACGCAAUAUGCUGCCCAGCCCAUGUAUGUGCCCUUCCUGAUGGUGGGCUCCAUCUUUGUGGCGUUUGUAGUGGUGGGUUCUCUGGUGGCCGUGUACUGCUGCACCUGCCUGCGACCCAAGCAGCCCACACAGCAGCCCAUCCGCUUCUCUCUGCGCAGUCAGGGCGAAACCAUCCCCAUGAUCCUCACCACAGCCCCUCCCAGCCUCCGCACACCAUCACGCCAGUCCAGCACGGCCACCACCAGCUCCAGCUCAGUGGGAGGAGGCAGCUCAAUCCGGGGAGACGGGCUGGGACAGUGCUCGCAACAGCAGCUCCUGGUGGUCUCCUCUUCCACGGCCUCCACUCCUGUGUCUGUGGCUCCACCUCCUCCACCGCCCUACAUCUCCCAGCAGGGCCUGCAGGGCAGUAACUCUCUCCAGCACACGCACGCUCACAGCCAGUUACAGCUCCACAACCAGACCCUGCAAAGCUCCGGCUUCCUUCUGUCACAACAGUACUUCUUUCCCCUGCCGCAGGAACCGUUCUCCACAAACAAGGGCUUUGCUGACUUCAGCCAGAGCUGACCUGGGGUACCCGGCUGCUGCUCAAAAGGAAACGGACACCAAGGAAUCUGUCACACACAAUGCCGUUGUUGUAGACUCAUAUUACAGGGGCUUCUGUUCACUGUUCAAGGAAAUAGGCACUAAUGUAUCUUUCAGCAAGCUCAAUUGGCACUUUGAGACCGCAGCUGGAAUUUAAGAGCCACGUGGGCCACUAAAGCUGGUGAGAUAGUGAACUAUCAAUCUGACAGACACUCAAGUGCUGGAUACAACAUGCCAGAACAUGGGCACCUAAAUGUACAACUGAUCAAAUCUCGUAUGCACUUUCAAUCUGCUUAUUUGAUGAAAGACGUCUAAUUUUUUUUAAAGAACUCCAGCUGGUCAAUGACACUCCACUGAACAUUUAGUCUCUGUAUUUGAGAUAAUUUUAUAUGUAUACUGUAUAGACAUUACAAAAGGAGGACAGAAUCUCAUGACAAUCUCAAUCCUAUUUUAGGGGUCCUGCACACAAAUGGUGCAUUGUGUGAAGGGGGUUUUAUAGAAAUUAUCUUUAUUUUUCCAAAGGGUCAGAUUAAAGGUUUAGCUGCCAGAUUGAGACAAAAAUUGUUAAUAAUGUUUAAAACAGGCAUUCAUCAUGCAUUAUUUCUGCUCAUAAUACAUAGAGUAUCAGUCACAUAAGGAACAGGUUAACAUCACAUGAAUGUACAGCUACUCUUGGGAAAACCUCUGUUUUUUAAAGUUUGGAGAACAUUCAUUCUUCAAUUUUGUAUAAUUUGUAGCAAUCUGAAAGCCAUUAUUGGCUCAGUUUCAGAUUACUUUGGCAACACAGUUUUGUUAUAUUUAAUAUGAGACGUUUUGUAAAGGAUCAGGUGUAUCUAAAUGUACAGAGCAGCUGGAAGCUUGUGACGAGAGAGCCUUCAAAUAAGUAUUACAGUCUCGAACCAACAGUGUUUUUGAGCUAAAUGAAACUCUUAUCUUCC
Messenger RNA from Cyprinus carpio (common carp), 2349 nucleotides. Its product is annotated as protein shisa-3 homolog. The record is from RefSeq and is a predicted model, not a curated record. NCBI's taxonomy places the organism in Eukaryota, Metazoa, Chordata, Actinopteri, Cypriniformes, Cyprinidae.